AUAAAGGCCAUUGACUCGGUCUUUUUCACACAAUAAGAUUGUUUAAGAUUGUUUUCUAACAGAGUCGGCUUUCCCCGUGGAUAUAAAUGAGCCAGGUCGCCGAAUCUUUUGGACCAAGGCAACGAACGUCAUCAUCGUCGUCAUCAUCCCCCCUUGAUAAAGAUAGAGAGCUUUUUGAUUAGCCAAAGAAAUCGAAUAAAAGUACACAAAAUGAGUUUCUCACGUCUCCUCGGCAAGCUACGAAAGAUGGUGAAGAGGUCGUCUUCGCCGAGGCAUAACAAAGGUCAGAGUCUCUCGAUCUCUAAGCUGCCAAACCAAGAGCCCCCGCUAGGCGAACAGGGACAAGAUCGGUGGGAGAAUCCCCGGAAACUUCACCACGAGGAUAGGGCGAAGCAGAAACAAACCGAGAAGUCGAAGUGUUGCAGGUACCGCAGCAGGAUCCCGCAACCAAAUAAGAAGCCUUCUUCGCCAACGGUUAGUAAAUCCCAGGAGGCGGGCAAGAGUUGCAGAGUCUGGGCUGGAAAACCCGAUUCUGACCCAGUCAAGUCUCGGAAGCAAUGCUGGUGGAAACUGACAGAGCAAGAACUCCGUGACGAGUACGAGCGCUGCCGCGCCAAGGCCCCGCGAGUCCACCCUAACUUCCUGUCACAUGGACGUGAUAGUCUAGACGAGGCGUCGAUUCUCUCCGCCAGGGGGCUUAAGCAGUCCCCUGACACACAUUCACAAAGCUCUUCACCAACGAAAGAGCGUCGUGGUCGUACGUGUCCUUGCUGCUUCCAGGCACUGCCUGAGACGCCGUCAGUAGCUGCCCCAGGACGCCCGAGCGGAGAUUCGCAGAGAAGUCAGGGCCGGAGUCAGGAUACUCCUAGACCGUCUAAAAUCCCCGUGGCUGUGCACAGAAAGAGCAAUCCCUCAGCUAAGUCCAGCCCCAGGUCUCCCAGCUUCGAGAAGCCCAAUCUAGAAGCGAAACCCCCCGUGGCUAACAGCGUCGAGGACAAACCGUACUACAGCGAGCUGGCAAAACAGCUGCCUGCUAGAUGUGUGAGCUGUGAGUCUAUGAGAAACUAUAUCACGGAGGAAGAGAAGCGGGAUGUUCAGGCUUGGUGGAGGGGAUUCCUCUCAUCUUCCAUCCCCAACCUCAACCUCGACCUCGACACACAGGCGUCUCACGAGGCCGAGGCCCCCAGGGAUGUGCACUCUCCUACCACUCAAGAGCCACCGCGAGAACCACGUAAAUGGGAACAACCGCGAGGCCCCACUCCCUGGCCUAGACGCCCUAUCAUGCCUGUCUUAGAACCCCUCCCCAUCGUCUGACGUAUAAGGUUUUUGUGUUGAAUAAGCGGCUCAAUGUUUUGGAAUAUUCACAUUGUUUUUGAUUCUCCUUUGUCAAUAUAGUUUGGUAUUUAGUGAGAAGAAGGGUAAAAAGAAGAAGAACAAAUGACAAGUUAGUUAGUUUAUGUUUUUACCAUGUUUAAUUGAAAUAUGUUGAUCAAUGACCUAAUCAUGCCACGUACCUGAAAACAAGUGCGUGUCUCUUUGUAACAUGGAAUACGAAAUUGCAUUAAUGGUGAACCAAAUUUAUUUGUUUGUGUAAUAUACACCGACGCCAUGCAAAGUGAACUUGAAGUCACAAAACUGAAAGCAUU
Messenger RNA from Hypoxylon fragiforme, 1646 nucleotides. RefSeq lists its product as uncharacterized. Lineage: Eukaryota; Fungi; Ascomycota; Sordariomycetes; Xylariales; Hypoxylaceae. The transcript has a single exon. The record is from RefSeq and is a predicted model, not a curated record. The coding region runs from base 211 to 1314 and encodes 367 amino acids.